Messenger RNA from Phlebotomus argentipes, 3408 nucleotides. RefSeq lists its product as uncharacterized. Gene Ontology annotation, cellular component: extracellular matrix. The transcript is spliced from 4 exons. The coding region runs from base 457 to 3204 and encodes 915 amino acids. NCBI's taxonomy places the organism in Eukaryota, Metazoa, Arthropoda, Insecta, Diptera, Psychodidae. The record is from RefSeq and is a predicted model, not a curated record.
UUUUGCCUCCUCGGAGCUUCACUCGGGGAGGAGAAAGUGCUUCAAGUCAACACCGAGAGAGUGUUGAGUGUUGUGAAUCAGGACUUCAUAGGAUUUGCCAUUGACUCACGCUGUCUUCUUUACCAUAAAUGCCUGGAAGGACUCAAGUAAGAUCUUUAGCUACACUUUCAAGUGAUAUAAUCUCUUAAUGGCAAUUUUCUUUGCAGAAAUCUCUCUUCAGAGGCGCAGAAUACGAUCCAAGUCAAGAUUCAUGGAAUCGAAGAAACUCCUGACUAUCAAACACUUCCGGUGAUCAAGGAAUUGACAGAGUCAUCGAAAAUUGAGCCUAUUGUUGUUUUGGAUUACCAAGCAAAAGACUGGAAUCCGCGUCAGCAUUUGAGGCUUUUGCAGAGAAUCAACAAUCUUGGUGUGAAGCAAUGCACUUUCCAACUUGGCUCAGACUUCAACGAGGAAGACAUGUUUACCUAUGCUGAUGAUCUCUCGACGCUGAGGUUUAUGAUCGACGCCUUCAGGAAAUUCGGCAACAGCUGGAAGAUCAUCGGAGGAGAUCUUGCUGACACUAUUUCGCUGGUGAACGCGAGGAUUUACACGAAAUUGGCAAGAAAUUUCGUGGGAUCCUUCAAUUGGAAACAGAGUUUAAAUACUUCCAGUUCGGAUCUCUCUUCAACAAUUCAGCAUUUGGUCGAUGAGACUUUCCUGCCAGUGAGUGUCACUUAUCGUCGUUCUGCUUCAAGCGCUCCUGCUCGUGAUGUUCGAUCGUGUGAUGCAAAGUGCGUGUCUGAAGGACUAAAAUGGGCGGAAGAACUCGGCGAAAUGGCGCAAAAGGGAUUCUCUAAUGUCUUCAAAAUGAUCACCAGGAAGGACUUCAUUGAGCACGAUCUUGGGAACUACAUUUCCCAGGUUUAUCAGAAACUCAUGGGAUCGAACGUACUGAAGAUCAAGUCAAGUGACAAUUUGUCUCAGAAAUUCUACGCUCAAUGCUCAAAGACGAAUCCUGGCGGAGUGAUUGUGAUGGGAAUUAAUUCAGAAGACAAAUCAGUGAAAACCAAAACAAAAUUCCCAGGAAUUAUCAUUGGGAAGAUCAAUGAAGUGAUCUUACGUGCUGAAAGUGACAGAAUUUACCUUAAUAAUCGCCUUCUGAACAACCAAAUGCCAAUCGAUGUUGUUCCUGUGCUUCUGGAAAAGCUUGUUGAGGAUGAAGAGAUGAGUGUAAAUCUGCCACCGAAGUCUGUAGGAUUUUGGGAGAUUCCCGAAGCUAAUCUCUCAAUUUGCACAGAAGCUCUGACCAUGAAGAUUAAAACAAGAAAACCUGUGGAAUCUUCCAUGACAAAUCUUCUGCAAGAACUCAUCCAGGAAAUGUCAGAGGCUCAAGAAGAGACUCUCAAGCGAGGCAGAAGAUCAAUUCCUCGCAUAUUUCAACACCAGAAGCGCGAUGUUUCCGGGAAAUUUAAGCAAAUCUUGGAGCUCUUCAACAAGAAGAUUCGUGGAAUUCAGGCAGGGAAUUUCCCAACAGCUCCCAAAACUGCCCAAACUUACUCGGCUUAUCAGAAGCCACUUAUUUACACAGUUUCUCCGAAUGGCGCUGGACAAGGCUUUGAGGCUUCUGCUCAAAUGAAUGCCGGGCAAUUCUAUGAAAAUCCUCAUUCGUCCUGGAACACUGGACAGGCAUAUGAUAAUCUGAUUCAAUUGAAUCCUGGACAGAAUCUUGAGAAUGUUAUUCAACUGAAUGCUGGACAGGGAUUUGACAAUCCCAUUCAAUUGAAUGCUGAACAACUCUUCGGACAGGCUUACGGAGGAGAAACUGUUCUGCCCGCGAGUUUCGCGAUGCCCCAGCAAAAGAAGUACCAGAAGCCGAAGGUUCAGCAGGCACAAGUGCAGGCGCCAGCAGUCCAGCAUAUCUCAGCCACUCUGCCCGUUCAGGAGACGCCAUUCACGGGGCAGAUUCUUCCCGGACAGACUUACCAGCUGACGGAAGCCGAGGCACAGGCCUACUUGAGCGGACUCGGGGGACAGCAAGUGUAUCAGCAACCUGAAGAGUACCAGGCCAGUGCCUAUGCAAAUGUGCAGCCAAGUGUCCAGCCGAUUUACCUCAACGCUUAUCCUGAUGGUCAAGUGGAGACUGCCCAAGCUUAUCCUGAUCUCUCAUCCAUGACACAAACAGCUCAAGCUCCUCAAGUUCCUCAAGCUUACGUCUUGCAAUCGCCUACGAAUCAGGACAAUCAAAUGGCUUACAUGAUGGAUCCUUAUCCAGAAACCUGGGAUUCAAUCACUGGACACCAAGCUACGAAUCCAGGCAAGAAAUCUUCUCCGAAUCCCGCUGAGAAGGUCAAAUCGAGCUUUCGCACUGGAAAAUUCCAGGAAAUGUCCAAAGAUGACCCUGAAAUUCAACUUCAGCUUAACAAGAAUGAUCAGGUGAAGUUCCUUGGGAAGCACAAAGAGGCUAACAAUGACAACUUCGCCGAUGAACUUUCCAUCCUCACUCAACUGGGUUAUCACGAGAUAACGCACAUUGACGAAGAGGACAGGCCCAGGGAUGAGAUUUCCUCUCAUCGCCAGCGCAGAUCUAUUCUCUCGGAGAACAAGAAGAGAAAUUUCCUGGACUUGGAUGUCUUCCCGAUCAGUCUCGAGGAUGGUGAAAAUGCCAUAGAAGAAUCGCUGGGAAAUAAGAUGAAAUCCUCACUUGACGAUAUGCUGAACUUCAUCCCGAAGGCGCUGAAGAAGUCCCAGGACGCCACGCCGCAUCUGCAGUCAAUCCAGAGCGAUAGCAGCGAGAUGAAGAAGCAGUGCAAAAUCCUCUCAGUGGCCAUGGAGAAUGAGUGUCUGCACGACACACUGGAAGACAUCCGAACGAUGGCGAAGAGAGCGGUGAAGUACAUCAGUCGCAAGAAGAUCGCCCAAGUCUUCGAUUGGAUGUUGCCGCCGAAGUUGAUUUUGAAGAAGCGUCGUUUCAUCCGCGCUCUGCCCGAUGCUCCGCGCCUGUUCAAGAAUCUCGAGGAUGCCCUCAAAACCAACAAGAUCCUCCAAAUGAAUAAUCAUGAAGAGUCUGAAGAGAAGAGCCAGGAAAUCGAUCUUAUCGAAGCUGUGAAGCAAGAAGAAGACAAGAUGACGAUUGAUGAACAUUCUGGCGAAGUGCAGAAGUCUCUUAAUCACUUCAUCAACAUGAUGAACUCACACAUCUUGAGUUGGUGGAAUCUGUUUGCUUAAUUACUUACUUUACACGAUUAUUGUCGUUUUUAUUUUGUAUACUGAAUAAUUGCAAUAAAAUCUUGACCUUGCAUCUUCUGCUUUAUCUUGUCAGGUUUUCUAAUUUGCGCGAAAGAAAGAACUUUUCAUAGCGUUUCAUCGUAUAUUUCGCCAAUAAUUUUCUCCCUCCACACGAAAACCUGAGCCGAAAGUGGGAGUUAAAUA